GCACGGCGAUGUCCCGCCCCUCUGCCCCCGCUCAAUCUCGCGUGCCGAGCGAUACGAGCCGGCUAGCAUGAUGCCGCUCACACAUUAGCAUCGACUUCCACCAAAUCUCAGUAGAAAUACAUGCUGUCCGUGUCCGACUAGGAAGCUAAGGUGAAAGAAGAGCAGCGUCACGCGGUUAGUCGGAGCGGUGUGUGAGUGUGGCCUGUGAGUGAGCUCUUGCUGACCGACACACCGCUGCAGAACAUGGCGGAGCACCGCGCCACCUCCGACUGCAAGCACAAAGCGAGUCCGAACUCCAGCGGCUCGUUGUCGGGUAACGGGCGAGCUAACACCCCGGCGGCGUGCGGUGGUGGAGGCCUGUCCGGCGGGUUAACGCAGCCUGCAGGGUGGCAGUCUCUCCUGUCAUUCACCAUCCUGUUUCUGGCCUGGUUAGCGGGUUUCAGCUCUCGGCUUUUCGCCGUGAUCCGAUUCGAGAGCAUCAUCCAUGAGUUUGACCCUUGGUUCAACUACAGGUCAACUCAUCACCUCAGUACUAAUGGCUUUUAUGAAUUUCUCAACUGGUUCGAUGAGAGGGCAUGGUAUCCACUUGGCAGGAUCGUGGGAGGCACGGUGUAUCCAGGUCUUAUGGUGACGGCGGGUCUAAUCCACUAUCUGCUGAACCUGCUCCAUGUGACUGUGCACAUCCGUGACGUGUGUGUGUUCCUGGCUCCGAUCUUCAGUGGCCUGACUGCUGUCUCCACCUUCCUGCUGACGAGAGAGUUGUGGAAUCAGGGAGCUGGGCUACUGGCUGCCUGCUUCAUCGCUAUAGUUCCCGGAUAUAUCUCUCGCUCUGUAGCAGGUUCUUUCGACAACGAGGGCAUCGCCAUCUUUGCUCUGCAGUUUACUUAUUACCUUUGGGUGAAGUCUGUGAAGACUGGAUCAGUCUUCUGGACCAUUGGCUGUUGCCUGUCCUAUUUCUAUAUGGUGUCUGCGUGGGGAGGCUAUGUUUUCAUCAUCAACCUGAUCCCUCUGCAUGUGUUUGUGCUGCUCCUCAUGCAGCGUUACAGCAGAAGGCUUUAUAUUGCUUACAGCACAUUUUAUAUAGUGGGCUUGGUGCUGUCCAUGCAAGUUCCGUUUGUGGGCUUCCAGCCUAUAAGGACGAGUGAGCACAUGGCAGCAGCUGGUGUCUUUGCCCUCCUGCAGGCGUAUGCCUUCUUGCAGUAUCUCAAGGACAGACUGACUAGGCAGGAGUUCCAGACCCUUUUCUUUCUCGGAGUCUCACUGGCCGCGGGGGUGGUUUUCCUCACGGUCAUCUAUCUGACCUACACCGGCUACAUUGCACCUUGGAGUGGCCGCUUUUAUUCACUGUGGGACACAGGGUAUGCUAAGAUCCACAUCCCCAUCAUCGCUUCGGUAUCAGAGCACCAACCCACCACCUGGGUCUCCUUCUUCUUUGACCUUCACAUCCUGGUGUGCACGUUCCCCGCUGGGCUUUGGUUCUGCAUCAAGAACAUCAAUGAUGAGCGUGUGUUCGUGGCUCUUUAUGCCAUCAGUGCCGUGUACUUUGCUGGUGUUAUGGUGCGACUCAUGCUGACGUUGACUCCAGUGGUGUGUAUGCUGUCGGCCAUCGCUUUCUCCAGCGUGUUCGAGCACUACCUGGGAGACGACACAAAGAAGGAGAACCCACCAGCGGAGGACAGCAGCGAUGAAGAUGACAAGAGGAACUCAGGAAAUCUCUAUGACAAGGCAGGGAAAGUGCGGAAGCACAUAUCUGAGCAGGACCGACAGGAGGAGGGCCUGGGGCCCAACAUCAAGAGCAUUGUCACCAUGCUGAUGCUGAUGCUGCUGAUGAUGUUUGCUGUGCACUGCACCUGGGUCACCAGCAAUGCUUACUCCAGUCCCAGCGUGGUGCUAGCUUCUUACAACCAUGACGGGUCAAGGAACAUUCUGGAUGAUUUCCGUGAGGCGUAUUACUGGCUGAGGCAGAACACAGACGAGCAUGCACGAGUCAUGUCAUGGUGGGACUACGGCUAUCAGAUAGCGGGCAUGGCCAACCGAACUACACUGGUGGACAACAACACCUGGAACAACAGUCACAUAGCACUGGUGGGAAAGGCCAUGUCUUCUAACGAGAGUGCAGCAUACGAGAUUAUGAAAUCCUUGGAUGUUGAUUAUGUCCUUAUCAUUUUCGGCGGUGUGAUCGGGUACUCAGGAGAUGACAUUAACAAGUUCCUGUGGAUGGUGCGCAUUGCAGAAGGGGAGCACCCUAAAGACAUCAGGGAGAGUGACUACUUCACCCCUCAGGGAGAAUUUAGAGUAGAUAAGGCAGGCUCUCCUACUCUGCUCAACUGCCUCAUGUACAAAAUGUCUUACUACCGCUUUGGAGAGAUGCAGCUGGACUUCCGCACACCUCCUGGGUUUGACCGGACACGGAAUGCUGAGAUCGGCAACAAGGACAUUCGUCUGAAACACCUUGAGGAGGCGUUUACUUCUGAGCACUGGCUGGUGCGAAUCUACAGAGUGAAGAAGCAGGAGAACCGGCAGGCUCUGGACCACAAUCUCCGCAACGUCGCGGCCAAACAGAAGUACACCUCAAAAAAGACGGCCAAGAGGAAGAGAGGAUACAUAAAAAAUAAACUGGUCCUGAAAAAAGGCAAGAAACUGAAUAAAAAGUCAGUUUAGUUGUUGAAUGGAAAAUGGUAAAAAAUGGCAAACAAGGCAAAAUAGACAAUGACAAAUGAAACCAGUAAUCCACCAAUCAAGAAGAAAAACAAACCAGUCGUCUGGCAUCUGACCACCUGAAAAUAUUUGAUUGGAGGCUUUGACCCCGUGAUUGCCAUGACGACGAGGAGGCUGUGUGAUCUGACUGAGGGAGUUGAAAGAGAGGGCCUGGACAGGGAGCUCUAUUUUAAUCUAAUGAUUCUGGACUUUUUUUUUUUUUCUUUUGUACUUGAAUGUGUUCGUAAGGCAGGUGAGCUGUCCUAUCCAUCAAGAUGGCAGCCUUCUGUUUGUGGUACAAUUCUACCUAAUCCACAACAGCAGUAAUGUAACAUAAGAUGAAGUGGUAAGCUGAGUGAACCUUGGAGCAAUAGCACCAAAGAUGCAGUUUUUUUUUUUUUUAGUUUUGUUUUUCAGAGCCUGUGUUAACUUGUUACUUUUGAUAAAAAAUAAAUAAAUAAAUAAAAGCUCUGGAGUUUGAGGGCUAUGGAGUGGUGUACAGUGUGAGAGGGCCAGGCCUUCCUGCAAUCUUUCACUUAUAACUGAUGAAACCCUCCUGUGUAGUUUCCAGAAUGCAUUUGAGUUCCUUGUCACUUGAAUGUGUGUAUCUCAGCACAGCAGGCAUUGCAGAGGACUGAGUUAUUUCUAAUGUGCUUAAUUGUUAUGGUGAUUUUUUUAAUAGAAUUUUCUUUACUGUUGAAUUGAAAUAUCGGUUUAAUUUUGCUCCUAUCUCUUGUCCAGAAGUCUGGUUUGGUUUCAGCAGUGCCCCAGGGAAGUGAAUACUGUAGAUAGACUGUUGAAUAAAGGCUGUUUUGCAGUGUUGGGCCUUGUAGGAAUUUGUUUCUCCCCUCCCUUUUUUUUUUUUUUUUUUUUUUUUUUUUUAAAUGACUAUCUCACUUUGCCUGUGCUGAAUGCCAGGAGGGAGUGACACUUGUAUUAGUUGUAGGGUUUUUUUUUUUUUUUUUUUUGGUUUUAUUUUUUAUACAAUGCUGCAUUAUUAGCUUGUGCACUUUUGGCUUAGUUCACCUUAAAGUGGAUCCACUACUGAGUAGCAUGCAGGUAACGAGUGUGUAUUCUUAGUGAUAACGUUUCUGUUCCGGGUGACAAAUUUUGCAUUUCUUUCAUGUUCCAUUUCUGUCUUUUGCUCCUGGCGGACGGCCGUCGGAAUGGUCGUCAUAUUUCUGAAUGGUUCGUUCUCUUGGUUCGUUCUCUUGCUCCAUGUUUUUCUUGGUUUUCCCUUCCCUCCGUGCGCUGCCUCUACUUUAUCUUUUGUGUGUGAGUUAACAGGAGGGCAGUUUUAGUUCUUUCUGAGGAAAAUGCUGACUCAAUUUAACAGCCAUCUGCUUAACAACAUAUCUAUUUCAUAAUUAAUUAAUAGACUCAAGAGCUAUUUAUUUAUAAGAACAAAGGGGAAAAGUAGAAAGAGGGCAGCAUCUCAUCACAAAAUGCAAAACUGUGUGUUGUUUAAGUUGGGAUUUCUUCCACAAGUUGUAAAAGAGAGUUUGAGAAGAAUUUGAAAAAUGAUGCUAUUGUCAGAAUCAGCGAUGCCGUUGAAAUUAAAGGUAUAUGAAAGGUUCUGCCUUAUCACGAAUGGCCAUGUUUGUACUUAUUUUUUACAUCUCAUCUCUUAUCCUCUGCUUUGGUCUGUCUUGUAUUUAAUGGUACACAGCAGUUUCAUUAAACAAAACGUCAAUUUGUGUUUUAA
Molecule: messenger RNA, 4402 nt
Organism: Pangasianodon hypophthalmus (striped catfish)
Lineage: Eukaryota; Metazoa; Chordata; Actinopteri; Siluriformes; Pangasiidae
Gene: stt3b
Product: STT3 oligosaccharyltransferase complex catalytic subunit B
Exons: 16
Coding region: 244-2661 (805 amino acids)
Biological process (GO): post-translational protein modification
Cellular component (GO): membrane
Molecular function (GO): dolichyl-diphosphooligosaccharide-protein glycotransferase activity
Source: RefSeq, a predicted model, not a curated record